CUAUGACACGACUGUAUAAAGAUGUAGUUGUCAAUGUUUGGGAGACACUCAAAUUAGCUGUUCCAGCCUUUUUGUAUGUUGUUCAGAACAACUUACUUUUCAUUGCUCUCACCAUUCUUGAUGCUGCCACUUACCAGGUUACCUACCAGUUGAAGAUCUUGACAACUGCCAUUUUCUCCUGGGUGAUGCUUGGCAAGCGUCUUGCACCCAUCCACUGGCUCUCUCUCUGUCUGCUUAUGCUGGGGGUUUCACUUGUUCAGGUAGAGGGAAGUACUGGUGAAGAGAGCACCAGAAAAAUUCUCCCAGUUCCUGAAGUGGAAGUGUUGGAAGGAGCAGAUACAGUAUUUCUUGGAGGACACAAAGAUGGUGCUGAUUUAAUUCCACGUGACAUGCACAAUAAAGCUCAUCCCAACACAGAGGUGUCCCGACUUCUAGGAAUUUUUGCAGUUCUUGUGUCAUGUAUCUCUAGUGGAUUUUCUGGUGUAUACUUUGAACGGCUUGUCAAGAGAAGUUCACAGACUUCACUGAUUAUCAGAAAUAUACAGCUUGGGAUGUUUUCCAUUGCAUUUGCUAUAGCAGCAGUGAGCAGUGAUAGUUCUUCUAUUGAGGAAGGGGGAUUCUUCCAGGGCUACUCACUUGUCACUUGGAUGGUAGUACUUAUACAGGCAUUUGGUGGGCUCGUAGUGUCAGUGGCAAUGAAGUAUGCAGACAACAUCCUGAAGGGAUUUGCUACAUCAUUAUCUAUUGUAAUGUCUACUCUAGUCUCAUGGCUGGCCUUAGGAGAUACUGCCCCCUCCACACAGUUUAUUAUUGGAGUCAUUGUUAUAUUAUCAACGGUACUGUAUGCCUUAACUCCUCAAAAAGAGGGCAUGUGUGCAGCAACUACUCGAAUCUCAUCAUCCAUCAACAAUUCUCAUAAGGUGUCAUCAACGAAAAAGAGCAUGAGUGAAAUAAUAUGACUAAGAGAGAGAGGUGACCACUUAAAAGUGCAUGCUACACUAUAAACACUAAUACCAAAUUUAGUUGUGAGGUCAUUUCCAGAUUACCUGUCAUGAUGACUGGAGCCUUCAGUGAACAAGGAAUCAGAUACUGAAUUUGAACCAAUAAGUAUUUCUUGGAACUAUAUACUCUGCAGUCUGGUGUCUUACAAGUAACAUGCAAUAUAUGCUUCUUAUUGGUUUCUACACCAUGGAAUUUACAGGAAAAGGCCUGUUAUUCUACCUCGCCUUAUAUGAAAGCUCAGCCCUAUGUAAAGUAUGCUAUCACUCACCACUGUGCAACCCACAACAAUCAGCUAACACCUAUGAUACUCACUUAGUGCUAUGUAAAUAGGGACAACAGUCGUAAGAAGACUUGACCGUAUUUCUCCCUGAACUCUAAAAUUGAAUCAAGGUCCUUCGGUUGUGAGCCAUUAAAUCAUAAAUCACCUGUCUUUACUUGGUUACAUUUCACUUUAGUAAUUUUAAAUGCUUAACUUAUCUGCAGUGGAUACUUUCAUUAAUGAAAACAUUUUUGCCCACACACUGGACUUUUAUCAAAUCAGUAGAAAAUACACAAGAAAAAGGAAUACAUGUACAGGUACAGAAAUAGGAAAAUGAGGUGUAUGGGAGUGUAGGGGUGCACUGCAGGGUUUACACUGGACUGUUUCAUUGGCUCUCAAAAACUUGCCAGCAUAGUGUAAAGUAAGUGUUUAGCUCACAAAAAACUACCCUGGUACUGUCUAAUAGUGUUAUUAUUAUUAUAAUCAUGGGGGAGCACUAAACCCAUAGGGAUUAUACAGUGCCUAUGGGAAGAGGGGGAAAUAGAAGGUAUUCUGACUCAAUUCUGGGAACUGGAGCACAGAUCCAAUUCCCUACAUCAAGAGCCCCUCACCAGCAUCAAGGAACCUUCCCUGAGGGGUCUAAUAGUGUUAAAAGUGCUGAUAAUGGCAGAUUAUAAAUAUCUAUCUUUGUCUCAUUCUUUGAUGAUUAGUUAAGUACCUGUCCAUUUCAGGACAUGACUGUCAUGUUUCGAUGUAUAAGACAUGCACUGUUUGUGCUAUGCAUUCUACAUGCAUACUGGUUUUCUUUGACCCAUGUGACAGUGUCCCAUGAAGUACGCCUAUGUAAUGUUUCCAGUGGUACAGCCACAGGGAAUAGGGAUUAUUUAUUUAACCCUUUGAGUACCAAUCGCUUAGAUCUAUGUUACUGAUGCCAAGGUCCCUCACAUGGAUCUACAUUUUGAACAAAGCUCCCUCAGGUAAGCUAUGCGUGUUAAAUUUUGGCCUAGAUAUGAGAGAAUGGGUCUGUGCAGUGUAAAAAAAACAUACUGCCCAGGAGCUCGGACUCGACCCCCGCAACCUCAACUAGGUGAGUACAUUGUAUGAUAUGAAAAGCAAAACUCUGACCUUGUCCUUGGUUUAAAAUAGUGAUUUUGAGGCUUUUUCUUGGAUGGUUUUUAUGGUUUUAUUGUGUGUUUCAUGGUAUCAUUCAAUAGAAUGGAAGACAUACUACUAAAAUAGAGAUAAUUUUGGCUGAUUUCAGGACCAGAUGCUUGAAACUGGAAUCAAAGUAGUGGAAAUACAGGUUGGCCAUCACUAAUCCAGAAAUCGGUAAUCUGGUUCCAUCAGUAAUCCGGCAGUAAUUUUGGCUAGCAUAAUUUCAAAUUUCAAUCUGCCAGUAUUGUUUGGUAGUGCUACUUGUUGCAUAAGUAUUCCAAUUUCUCUUUCUCCAUUUAUUGUUAUAACCUGUUCAAUUUUAGCCCUAGCCAUUGUUCCAAUGAAUAAAAGAAAUGCUUCUCGCUGUGUAAAGCAUAUACACUAUACAUUGUCCAUAAAAGAUAAGGUGACUUUGAAGCCACUGUUGGUUGCUAUGAGCUCAGCUCACAAAGAUAAGCUAUGACCGGUAAAUUUGGGCCUACAUAUGAGAGAAUAGGUUUAUGUGGUAAGUGUGCACUAUAUAAAAAAAAUCCUGCAGCAUGCAGUGCAUAAGAAAUAAAAAGACGACUGCUUUUGGUGUAAAACAACAACUUUGCAGUGUAUUUUCAUAUGGGUUCUAUGGUUGUAGUCUCAUUUUUUUGGUCUCAUUUGAUAGGAUGGAAGAUAUAUUACAGAAAUACUGUAGAUAUAAUUUUUGAUUUGUUUCGUGCUGGAAAAUAUCUUAAAAUUGAGCUCAAAGUAGCAGAAAUGUUCGAUUUUUGCUGAUGUUCAAGAGUAAACAAAUGACAUCACCAUCCAAUAAGUAUCCAACUGGCUGGUGUAAUACGCAGUCAUGAAUGCGUUGACAUUAUUUAUACAACUAUUAAAAUAAUGCAGUAGUCUGCAUAACAGUAAAUCUUCUAUUUUUCGUGUGAAUAAAAAUUCAAAAUGGAAAGCAAGCAUAAUAUAGAGAGACCUGGAGACAUGACUAAUGAACAGAGAAAAUGUUAUUUUAGUGCCAGGAAUGUCUGCAUUGUUUAUUCUGGACCCUAUUUUGAAAUUGGCAAAUGGGCACUUUCUUGUACUCAACAGAAUAGAAGGAAUACUAGCAUAAUAGUUAUUAGGUAGACUGGAACAAUGGAAUGGGCUAAAAAUUGGGCUAAGUGUAUUCUAACCUAACCAUUCUGUAAUCCGGCAAAUUCACUAAUUCGGCACCAUACAGAUCCUGAUCAUGCCAGAUUAGUGAUGGUCAACCUGUACUAGAUUUUUGCCAUUUUUCCAUGACAACAGGUAAGGCCCCACCUACACCCCUCUGUUUGAUUUAUGGAUUUUCAGUAUGAUUCAAUUAUUGGGAUGCUGUAAACUAUGACCAAUCAAUCCUGGUUACUUUUAUUAUCCAAGAAAUUGGAUAAAUCUUUGAAUUUUUUGUGUGAUUAAGAAUUCAAAAUGAGAGGAAAGUGUAAUAUAGGAGAGGUCUGGGAAUGUAAUUAAUGAACAGAGGAAGUGUUGUUUUAGUGCCUGUAAUGUCUACACAUAAUCACUGUUUUUGCAGAGGUGCUCAGAACACAACAGCUUAGAAGCAUAUACGUAUAAAGAUACACAACAUAUCCCUCCAAACCGUCAACAUCCCGAACCCCUCCUUUAGAGUGAAAGGCAUUGUACUUCCCAUUUCCAGGACUCGAGUCCGGCUAUAUAAAAAUAACCGGUUUCCCUGAAUCCCUUCACUACAUAUUACCCUGCUCACACUCCAACAGAUCGUCAGGUCCCAAAUACCAUUCGUCUCCAUUCACUCCUAUCGAACACGCUCACACAUGCCUGCUGGAAGUCCAAGCCCCUCUCCAACAAAACAUCCCUUACCCCUUCUUUCCAACCUUUUUGAGGACGACCCCUACCCCGCCUUCCUUCCCCUACAGAUUUAAAUGCUCUCCAUGUCAUUCUACUUUGAUCCAUUCUCUCUAAAUGACCAAAAAACCUCAACAACCCCUCUUCAGCCCUCUGACUAAUACUUUUGUAGAUGAAUGGUUAGGAGAACCGACAUGUUGAUAAAUUAGACACAUGUGCAACUCUUGGGUAUCUUUAUUGAGGAAACGUUUCGCCACACAGUGGCUUCAUCAGUC
Molecule: messenger RNA, 4512 nt
Organism: Cherax quadricarinatus
Lineage: Eukaryota; Metazoa; Arthropoda; Malacostraca; Decapoda; Parastacidae
Source: RefSeq, a predicted model, not a curated record